Molecule: messenger RNA, 810 nt
Organism: Pedinophyceae sp. YPF-701
Lineage: Eukaryota; Viridiplantae; Chlorophyta; Pedinophyceae
Source: the annotation of a GenBank genome assembly
AUGGUUGCUUUGCGUGUUUCGCAGAUGGAGUUCCACGGCCGCAUGAUGGGCCCGCGCCCGGGCUUCGCCCCCGGCAUGGGCGGCCCCAUGGGCGCCCCUCCGCGCGGAUUCAUGCCGCAGAUGGGUGGUCCGCGGCCCAUGAUCCACGGACGUCCCGGCAUGAUGCCGCCGCCGAUGGGCGGCGGUGCGCCGUUCAUCGGCGGCCCGCGCGGGCCGAUGGGCUUCGACGGCGGGCGCGGGGGCCGCGGGGGCGGCCGCGGGCGGGGCGGACGCGGCGGGUUCGGCAGCCAGCGCAAAGGCAUCGCCUUCCGGCCGCCGCCGGACGACGAGGGCCCGCUGAGCGAGGAGGAGAAGCGCGCGCGGACGGUGUUCGUCUCCAAGCUGCACCGCGCGUGUACGUCGGCCGCGGUGAAGGACUUUUUCGGCCAGGUGGGGUACGUCGUCAACGUGUCGAUGAUGAUCGAUUUCGCGACGGGGCAGUCGCGCGGCAUGGCGCACGUGCGCAUGGCGAACAAGGAGGGCGCGGAGGCGGCGCUGGCGCUCAACGGGACGCUCUUCGCGGGCCGCGAGGUCGCGGUUGCGCCGUUCAAGGACAAGAAGGAGAGGGAGCCGCCCGCGGACAAGGCGGCGGCGAAGGAGGCGCCGGCGGCGCGGGAGGCGCAGGGCGGGGCCGAGGGCGGGAAGCCCAAGGUGCGGAAGUGGGUGCGGCCGGGCUCGGGGCUCCCGGGCGACCCGCUUUUGGAGGAGAAGAAGGAGGAGGGCGAAAUCGUCGCGGAGGCGGUGGCGAAGGCCGCGGCGCAGCAGAACUAG